CUUCGUGAGAGCUGUCUUACUUCGUAGUCCAAAUUAGACAGCCACACGUAUCGGACAACCAACAUCCGUCCGCGCAAUAUCGCGGACGACCAAUUUCAACAUCGGCCAACACCAGCCGAUACAGAAAGCUCUUCGUCAUCCGGAGCUCCUUCUGCAGCUGCUUCGACAUCAGCUCCUGGUUCACGUAUUCAGGAAGGAUCGCAACAAGGAAGCAUCGUCUUUUAGCCGAAAUCUCGUUUUAAUAAAUAAUAAAACUUACAACGAAACAUACAGUCUCAGCAUGUGGAGGAUGGUCAUAAUGUUUGCCAUGACAGUCUUCAUGAUAAUCUUCACGCUCACGGAAGACAACUUGAAGAAAGAUGAAGAGUUAACCGACUACAUUAAGAACAAGAUUUAUCGGCAGAAUAAAUCAAAUGAGACGGAGAGUAGUUUUGACUUUGACUUUGACUUUGACAGGGAUGACAACAUCUCGGACUCGGGCUUUUUAAUAACCAAUAAUAAGGCGAUUGAGGAGCUCCUUCAACAGGAAUUCCUGAAUUUAAAACUGACGAGGGAACACCCAGAACUUACAGAUUUUUUAAAAAGUCUAUGGAUAGCAAACGUUAGAGACAUGCAUCUUAUGUUGAAGAAACUGUUAAUAAUGACAGAUGAUUUUAUGUUGAACGAGGUUACAGAAAUAAUGAAAAAAUGGCACGACUAUCUCCUGCUGGAUUUAAUAGAAAAAAAUGUUUUCAUGUUAAUGUUAGCUUUCAACAUAUCAGGAAUCACCAUGGGAUUUAUAUGUGGCUACUUCUGUAAAAAUGAAUGAA
Harpegnathos saltator (Jerdon's jumping ant) is the source of this 809-nucleotide messenger RNA. RefSeq lists its product as uncharacterized. NCBI's taxonomy places the organism in Eukaryota, Metazoa, Arthropoda, Insecta, Hymenoptera, Formicidae. The record is from RefSeq and is a predicted model, not a curated record. The transcript is spliced from 3 exons. Bases 281 to 808 code for a protein of 175 amino acids.